UAUAUAAAAAUCAUCACUAUUGUAUCAUCACUAAUUUCUUUAAUUGAUGACUACGAUCAUGAUCAUGAUCUAUAUGCAAAAGUAAAAAUUAUUACGUAUAUCACUUUACUAAUAACUCCACAUUAAUCUUGAAAUAAUUUUAAAUUAUAGUAAUAUUGAAAUUUCCAUCGAUAACCUUUCACGGUACGUUGACUUCAUCAACUAAAUCAAAAUAAUCGUUUGAAAUUGAUUUCUUAGCUUCUAAUAAAUUCUAAUAUCUCUAUUCUUAAACUUGGAAGAAUAGGACAAAAAUAUAUUAAAUGAAAUUUGUCAAAGUAAGUCCUUUCACGUAGCAUAAACUCUAUUCUCUAACGUAUAAUUAAUUAUUAACAAUGCAGGAAGUUUUAAUAGGCCGACGUUACUAUUAUACGUCUCUUUUAACGCUUAUAGCAACCCCUUAGUCACCCGAAAGAGAAUUACUUAUUAUCAUCUAAAGAAAAGAGAAGAUCAAAGAAAAGAUUUAAUAUUGUAAUACACGCGGUAGGAAGAACAUGAAGUCGUCGGAUUUCUAUAGUGAAGGCGAUUACAAAGAGUAUUACAAAAUUUUACAAUUCUUUAUGCGUAUAUGCGGUCUAUGGCCUUAUCAAUCGUUUUUCGCUAAAUAUUUCUUUAUAACAAUGACAAUAUUUUUAAGCGAAGGAAUUCUCGUUGGUCAGUUAUUAGGGGCAAUACAACUUCGAAAUGAUUUAAACGAAGUGAUCGAUUGUAUACCGAAUAUAUUGAUAUCAAUCAACGUUGGAAUAGAAUUCAUAGGACUCAUAUUUAAUUCGGGAAAGUUGAAGAGAUGUAUCGAUAGAAUGGCUGAGGAUUGGCAACAUUUAUCUUCGAAUGUGGAGAUUGAAUUGUUGAAGUCGUUUACCGUUCAAGGACGAAAGUUAGCUUUCGUUUACUUAUUUUACAUGUCGUUUACUGGCUUUAUGUUUUUGCUGCAACCAAUCCUGCUGAGCUUAAGCUCUGAUAAUUCAACGAAUAUACUAUCUACUCUUCCAUAUCGUGUGCAAUAUGGCAUCGAUAUAGAAAAAUAUUACUACGAGAUACUAUUUCAUUGUUACGUUUCCGUAUUUUCCCAUAUGCUCAUUUUAUCUUCCAUAAAUUUAAUAUACACCUCGUUUAUUCAACACGCUUGUGGAUUAUUUUCUGUGAUCGGAUACAAAUUGAAACAUCUUGGCGAAGAAGGACGUUUGGACGUCGAUCUGAACAUUAAAAAGGUCGAUGAUAACAAUUAUAGGAUUGCUUUAGAUUGUCUACGAAAACAUAUCAAAGUUAUAGAAUUUUCCGAGUUCAUAGAUGGAUCAUUCUCGGUUAGUUAUUUAUUCAGCUUAGGAUUGUUCGUGUUAGUUUUAGCCGUUUCUGGUACACAGGUAUUAAUGCAUACCGAUCAAUUAAAUGAAGCUGUGAGAUACGCCAGUCUCUUUAUGGCUAUACUUAUACAAUUAUUCUGGCAAUGCUGGCAAGGUCAGCGCUUAUUGAAUUCUAGUAAUAUACCUUACGAGAGCGCAAAUCAAGGACAAUGGUACUAUACUUCAACUCGUUGCAAGAAAACACUUGCCUUGAUCAUGAUUAGAUCUUCGAAACCAUGCGAGAUAACAGCAAUGAAUUUAAUGACAUUCUCCAUAGAAACGUUCAGUUCGGUAUUACGGACAUCGAUGUCUUACUUCACCGUAUUACAAUCAAUGAAUUGAAUUAUUACAUGCGAACAUAUUACAUCCACAAUAGUAAAUAGUAAGUAGAAUAAUCUUUUUCGAUUGUGAAAGAUAGCAAAUUAUAUAAUUAAUAAACAAAUAAAAUGACUGUGAUAAAAUAUA
Molecule: messenger RNA, 1844 nt
Organism: Vespula pensylvanica (western yellowjacket)
Lineage: Eukaryota; Metazoa; Arthropoda; Insecta; Hymenoptera; Vespidae
Product: odorant receptor 13a-like
Exons: 9
Coding region: 531-1721 (396 amino acids)
Biological process (GO): sensory perception of smell; detection of chemical stimulus involved in sensory perception of smell
Cellular component (GO): plasma membrane
Molecular function (GO): olfactory receptor activity; odorant binding
Source: RefSeq, a predicted model, not a curated record